Molecule: messenger RNA, 699 nt
Organism: Danaus chrysippus (African queen)
Lineage: Eukaryota; Metazoa; Arthropoda; Insecta; Lepidoptera; Nymphalidae
Source: the annotation of a GenBank genome assembly
AUGGAGUGGCUGUUUGGACACAGAAUGACUCCCGAGGAGAUGUUGAGGAAGAAUCAGCGAGCUCUGAACAAGGCCAUGAGGGACUUGGACAGAGAGAGGCUCAAGAUGGAACAACAGGAGAAGAAAGUUAUAGCUGAUAUCAAGAAAUUGGCCAAGGACGGCCAGAUGGAUGCUGUUAAAAUAAUGGCAAAGGAUUUGGUGCGCACGCGCCGCUACGUGCGCAAGUUUAUGUUGAUGAAAGCAAACAUUCAGGCUGUGGCACUUAAAAUACAAACACUCAAGUCUCAGAGCAGUAUGGCCCAGGCGAUGCGAGGAGUGACUCGAGCCAUGGCCUCAAUGAAUAGACAACUAAAUGUACCUCAGAUUCAAAAGAUAUUACAGGAGUUUGAAAAGCAGUCGGAAAUUAUGGAUAUGAAGGAGGAAAUGAUGAAUGACUCGAUUGACGACGCUAUGGAGGGUGAUGAUGACGAAGAAGAAAGUGAUGCGGUUGUGUCUCAAAUAUUGGAUGAGCUUGGUCUUCAGCUCAACGAUCAAUUGUCAGGGUUGCCACAAGCCACUGGCUCGCUGUCUAUAUCAGCUAAGACCCCAGCUGCGCCGGUGGCUGCAGGCGGCGCGGGCGGUGCGGGAGGCCCGGGCGGAGCCCUAAGCGACGCUGACGCAGAGUUACAGGCGCGACUCGACAAUUUACGUCGAGAGUAA